AAUUUUGUUAAUUGCUUUGGUUUUGGUUUUUUUGCUAAGGCAGCCCUAUUUUAAAGUGGAUUAGGAAGGGUGAGGAAAAUUACUCUGGGGACAGAGAACGCGGCAGAUAGCGGUGGACAAACUGCGAAGACCGCUUCCUUACCUUGGGACUCACCGCUGCCCUAGCCCGAGGUGGUAGCUAUCGAUAUUAUUUGAUGAAUAAGGAGACUCGGUUCAGAGAAAAGCACCUUCGUACAUCCACUAAAGUGGGACUUCUCCAUCAGGCCCUUGUCUGAGAGCAAGGGAAACAGCUCUGAUUCUGAGGAACUAUAGCUUCUCCGUCAGUGCCUGGGAGAGUACUAGGACUGCUUUCUGGGAACUGUGGAAUGUGCCCUUGGGGGCCCAAGAUAGCAGAAGGAAGAUGCUCCAGACCAGUAACUAUAGCCUGGUGCUCUCCCUGCAGUUCCUGCUGCUGUCCUAUGACCUCUUUGUCAAUUCCUUCUCAGAGCUACUCCGAAUGGCUCCUGUCAUACAGCUGGUGCUCUUCAUCACCCAGGAUGUCGCAGUCCUCUUCAACGUCGUCGUCAUUUUCCUCACGUGCUUCAACACCUUCGUCUUCCAGGCUGGCCUCGUCAGCCUCCUCUUCCAUAAGUGCAAAGGGACCAUCAUCCUGACAGCUGUGUACUUCGCCCUCAGCAUCUCCCUUCAUGUCUGGGUCAUGAACUUACGCUGGAAAAACUCCAACCGCUUUGUCUGGACAGAUGGACUUCAGACGUUAUUUGUAUUCCAGAGACUAGCGGCAGUGUUAUACUGUUACUUCUACAAACAGACAGCUGUGAGACUGGGUGAUCCUCGCUUCUACCAGGACUCCUUAUGGCUGCGUAAGGAGUUCAUGCAAGUCCGAAGGUGACCACUUCUUGUCACACUGGUGGAUGCCUUUCCUUCCUGACAGAAGCCACAUCUGGGGCUCUGCAGAGGGGAUGGUCAGCCCUGUGCACUAGGAAGCAGCUUGACAUUUCUAGGACAGGCCCAGGCCAGUUGUGUUCAGCAGUUGAGAAGGAAGAUCCUCCCUCUAGCAAAUUAAAGUGUUCCCUGAUAGAGACUCCCAUACGUCAUCCCUUCCGGGCCUCCUGCCGCAGUUCUGCCCCCUUUCCUUUCCUGUUCUCUACCCCUCUCCCUCACAGAGGGCUCUGUGGCUUUAUCCCGGGGAAGCUUUCCACUGAGCCCGGUACAGGAGGAACUCCCAGCCCCUGUUCCAUUUGCACUACACACUGAUGACUGAAGGAUGCAAAGAGUGACUUUUCUGGGCUCCUGACGCCUCAGACAUUUAGAUUUUAUACCCAAGGUACUUUUUCUACAUUUUAUAAAUAGGAAGUAAAUUCUUUCCCAUAGAUGAUGGAGUCUCUGCCUCGCUAGAUCUCUUCGUGGUUAAGAGGCAUGCCAAGUCCUAGCCUUAGCAGCUACUCGAUCCAGUGGCAGAUUGAGCCACAGAGCAAAUACGGAUAUUUACUGAAUCCCACUGUGAGUACAAGAUGAAAUUCAGGAUGUACUUUGAUGCCCCACCCCCAUCCCUGGAGUUCCAGACUUCUGUGUUUUAUUCAGUCUCUCCCCCUGUCAGAGCCCCAGAUUGCCCUCAGAAGAGUAAAAAUGUUCCCUAGACUCUUUUGGCAAAAGAAAUUUAAAAGUUUGUGUGCCCAUAGUGUCAGUUUUCUACUGCCAGAAUAAUGUUGUCUAACAGACCCAGCACCAAACUUCAGUGGCAUAUAACAAUAAACAGUUCCAUGGCUCUUGA
Physeter macrocephalus (sperm whale) is the source of this 1771-nucleotide messenger RNA. RefSeq names its product transmembrane protein 138 (gene TMEM138). Gene Ontology annotation, cellular component: cilium. The transcript has 6 exons. NCBI's taxonomy places the organism in Eukaryota, Metazoa, Chordata, Mammalia, Artiodactyla, Physeteridae. The record is from RefSeq and is a predicted model, not a curated record. Bases 401 to 889 code for a protein of 162 amino acids.